AUGGAUAUCGAGAAGGAGAAUAAAUUGGGUACUAAGAGGAAAGACACAUCGACUAUUACAACAACACCAAGUAAGAAACAAAAGAGGUCAAUCAUUGAAUACAAGAAUAAGUUGGUUUUCAAGCAGAAAUCUAUAAACUUGAGUAAACACACGAAAACAUUACAAUCUUUGUUAGAAUUCCACCAGUUCCUUAGCACUUUAAAUGACAAUCUCACUCAAAUACCAAAUGAACACCUCGAUUUAAUAUCUAUCUUAGUGCAAGAGUCCGAUAAGCAACUUCCUGACUUAAUUAAACACGUGAAAAGUCAAAUUAAACCUUCAAAUUUCAACUUUGAUAUCCAACAACACGCCUUAGAAUCCGCCAUACAAACCGUCGCGUUUUUCAAGAAUUAUGGCAUAGAAGGCGAUCAGUUACCUUCAAAAUAUAAAUUAUUCAAAUGGGAAGUUAAAAAUCUCGACGAUUUACCCCAGGAUGCUUUAGAUAACAUCAAACAAAGGAGGUUCGAUAGAGAAUUUUCUCAACAGAAGUUACUGGAAUCAAUAUCUGGUCUUGAUCAUGAUGACUUUGAGUCUGUUCUAUCUCAAACUGCUCAAACACCCUCAGCCGAUAAGGUAAAGAAAGAUGAAGAGAGAAUUAAAAAGGAAGAAGAAAAGCGCAAGAAGGAAGAAGAGAAACAAGAAGAAAAGCGCAGAAAGGAGGAAGAAAAGCUAGAAGAAAAGCGUAGAAAGGAAGAGGAGAAGUUAAAGAAAGAGCAUGAGAAACAACUAGAGAAGAACAGAAAGGAAGAAGAGAAAAACUCAGAAAAGCAGAAAGCUCAAAAGCAAUCAAACGCAUUUAAAGGCUUCUUCAGCAAAGUAGUUACCCCAAAGAAGCCAACUUCACCUUCAAAAGAUGUAUCUGAUUUUGAGAAGACAUUCAAAUCAUUCCACCUCAAACAAGGCUUCGAUAUUGCUCCGAUUAAUCGAUUUAAACCCGCUCAAUUUGAUGAUUUCUGGGGGACAAUCGACAAGACACCAUCAGAUUCUAUCACACUUGAAUCGUCAUUAGCUAGUAUACCAAAGUGGAAGCUCAUAAAGAAGAAUGCAGCGGUAGCUGACAAACACGCCCCACUACAUUCUAAAAUUGCACCACCUAUAGAUUUACGAUCAGUCAUGCAACAACUCUCAGAGGCAGAAGUAGGCGGAGACGAGAACAAAGCUAAAGAAAUACUUGAAUCAUUCAAAACGCGAUUUAGAGGAAAGUUGAGACAUAAAUUAUUAAAAUACCACGAAGAUUACAGACCGGGUUGGUGGGGCACAUGUACGAAAUCAUCCUCUACAGUGGGGCCAAGAAGACCAUUUGCAAAGGAUGCUUUACAGUUCGACUACAGCUAUGAUUCGGAAGUCGAAUGGGGUGAAGAAGAACCAGAUGAGAAGGGUGAAGAGAUCCAAUCGCAACCUGGAUCAGAUGAUGAAAAAGAUAAAGACAAUGAAUCAGAUGCUGAUAGUUGGUUGGUUAGUGAUAGUGAGGAUGUUGGUUUAGAGGAUAUGGACCUUGAUAAUAUGGAUAUACCGGAUCUUCGUGAGAAGGUUGACGAUCCAAUUGAGAACGCGAUAGCAGCAGAGAGACGUGAUGAGCGUGUGAAGGCAAAAAAGAAAAACAACAAGUCAAGAAAGCCAAAUCAACCUUCGAAACCUUACGUUUCUGGUCUAAAAUGGGAGUCUGACGAGGGACAGAUAACAUAUCCACCAUUCAUUUCAUAUCAGAUUAAGUUCUUUAAUGAUGCAGAUGUGUCCAUCAACCCGAAGGAAUUCGUCAGUGAAGUGAAACCAACACUGGUGACGCAAGCAAGUUCUACCACAGCAGCAACGGUAACCAACAAUCAAGACACAACCUUCAAAACACCUUCAAGUGUAGACAAACAGGAUGGACAAAUAACAAGUAUACCAAAAACGCAUUUAAUGACGUUUGUCCAAACAGUAGAGAACUCAUCAAAAUCACGCGUUCUCUUGAUAGAAGAACUAAGAGAGAGAUUCUCUGGAUUAAAUGGCCCAAAGAUAUCCAAAGUUUCUAUUGCCGCAAUGUUAAGCGCGAACGCGAAGAGAGAUGGCAAGAAAGCAAACUCAGCCUGGCACGUCUCUGAUAAUGUUAAAGAACAAAUUUAA
Molecule: messenger RNA, 2145 nt
Organism: Wallemia mellicola CBS 633.66
Lineage: Eukaryota; Fungi; Basidiomycota; Wallemiomycetes; Wallemiales; Wallemiaceae
Exons: 3
Coding region: 1-2145 (714 amino acids)
Biological process (GO): nucleosome assembly
Cellular component (GO): nucleus; CAF-1 complex
Source: RefSeq, a predicted model, not a curated record